Molecule: messenger RNA, 1952 nt
Organism: Phascolarctos cinereus (koala)
Lineage: Eukaryota; Metazoa; Chordata; Mammalia; Diprotodontia; Phascolarctidae
Source: RefSeq, a predicted model, not a curated record
UGGUCGAUGCCAAAUCCAGGACUCCUGGCUCUCCAGACAGGCAUGAGCAUGGGAGUGCUGGGGUCCCUGCGUGGAUGGGGGCUUCUGGACUACAAGACAGAGAAAUAUGUCCUCACCCGGAACCGGAGGGUGGGUGCUCUCCAGAGGGUCCUGCAGCUUGGCAUCCUGGGAUAUGUAAUCGGGUGGUCCCUUCUCUUCAAGAAGGGUUACCAGGAGAAGGAGUCUGAUCCCCAGGUAUCGGUCAUCACCAAGCUCAAGGGGGUCUCUGUCAGCCAGAUUGAGGCGCUAGGAAACAGACUGUGGGAUGUGGCCGAUUACACGAAGCCCCCCCAGGGAGAAAACGUUUUUUUCCUGGUGACCGAUUUCCUUGCCACACCAGAGCAAGUGCAGGGGACGUGUCCAGAGCACCCCUCUGUUCCUCUGGCUCCCUGCCUGGCUGAUGAGGACUGUCCGGUUGGAGAGAUACUGAGCCACAGCCACGGAAUCAAAACUGGGAAGUGCAUCAUGUUUAACUCAACCUACCAGACCUGCGAGAUCUGGGGCUGGUGCCCUGUGGAGAGCGGCAGCACGUCCAGGAAGCCCCAGCUGCUGGAAUCGGAAAACUUCACCCUCUUCAUCAAGAACUCCAUCACCUUCCCCAAGUUCAACUUCUUCAAGACCAACACUUUGGAGACAUUGGAUAGCACCUACUUCAAGAGCUGCAGGUAUGACGCCCUCUUCAGCCCUUUCUGUCCAGUCUUCCGGGUGGGGGAUGUGGUGGAGGCAGCUGGAGAGGACUUUGAGGACCUGGCCCUCUCGGGGGGAGUUGUGAGGAUUCAGAUCAGCUGGGACUGUGACUUGGAUCGCCCUGGCAUUGAAUGCCAGCCCUGUUAUUCUUUCUGGCUGCAGGAGAAGGGCUAUAACUUCAGGGUCCUGUUGUCCCCAUUCUCCAGGACAGCUACGCAUUGGUGGAAGCCUCCGGGGAUGGAGGCUCGAAGCCUGUUCAAACUCUUUGGGAUCCGAUUUGAAAUCCUUGUGGCUGGGCAGGCAGGGAAGUUCAGUGCCAUCUCUACAGGGAUCACGCUAGGCACAGGCAUGGCCCUGCUAGGGGUGGUCACCUUCCUCUGUGACCUGCUCUUGCUUUAUGUGGAUGGAAAAGCUCCUUUCUAUUGGGGGAAGAAGUAUGAGGAGGCAAAGGCCCCCAAGAUCAGGGGAGAACAAGAGCGAGCCUCGGCACCGGGGGAUCACGAGGGGCCCGGAGGCUCGCAGUCACAGUUGAGCCCAGCCACGGAUUCCGAUCUCACCGCUGGCAAGGAGGGCCUGGAUGCUGGCAUGGCCUAGCCUAGGGCUGCCCAAAGGACCCCAGCAACACCAUUUCCAUGCCCCUGGGGCUCCAAGGCUGUAGUUCAUUUAUCACUGCCCUUCCUGAAAGAGCCCCAGGAUGGCUCCUGAGACCUGAAACAGCCACAUGGGCAUGGUUCUGGGCAACAGUGGCAUGGGCUCCUCCUUUCUAGGGGCUCCUGUUCAGGGAGCCUGAAUCCUGGCCUGGGCUGGCCCGUGCCUCACUUUCCUGAUCUGUUAAAUGAGGAGGUGCACCAGACGGCACCUGAACUCCUCGAUCCUUUGCCCUAGAGCUCCUCCAGAGGCUCUGACCUCCAUCCACAGACCUUCUGGGCACCUUCCUCUGCCUCUGACUUUGGGACCUAGAGUCUGCCCACCCUGCUUCUCAGAUCACUCCAGCCCCUGCAAUAAUGAGAAGACCUCUGCCCCAACUCUGUGACUUAUUGGGGAGGUGUGUGUGUACGUGACUGUGUGUGGGUGUAUGUGAGUGUGUGUGGGUGUGUAUGUAUGCGUGUGUGUGGGUGUGUGUGCACAUGCAUGUGUGUGUGUGUGCACACACGUACACAUGUGUAAAAGGGGGGAGGUGCACAGACCUCAGACUUAGCGCUUGAAGGGGCCUCAGUGGCUCAGCC